Messenger RNA from Sungouiella intermedia, 1851 nucleotides. The record is from the annotation of a GenBank genome assembly. Lineage: Eukaryota; Fungi; Ascomycota; Pichiomycetes; Serinales; Metschnikowiaceae.
AUGUUCAGACUUCUUGCCUCCAACACCCAGUCCGGGUUCAGGCCCGUGAUUCUUCGAAAGGUCAGAGGUAAUACCUCCAGCCUCAAGCUCUCCGGGACCUCAGUGGACUUUGACAAAACGCCUAUCCAGUUCCGUAACAACUCCACGGCAGCUCCCAUGGGCAAAGUGGACCGUUUCUUCACCAAGGCUAGUGCUGAUCCUUUGCUCAAGGACGCUUUGAGCUCUUCUGGGAACUCGGCCAAACUCAACAGAUUCGAAGAGCUUUUGGUCACUGCCAACCAGGUGAAUCCACUGCAUAACAACUCGCUGCAUAAGCAGUAUUUCGAGACCAUCAAGUACUUGUUCAAUAUGAUCAAGGAUGAUGCCGUCAAGGACUAUGUGUCUCGUAACAAUGUGUUCCAGUAUGCUAAUCUUCUCAAUAAUUCUGUCUACCAGAACAGAACAUCGCGGUUGUCUGGGUCCAGAAAUAGAGACAGCGACCAGUACCAGAACAAUACCUUGAACAAUGAUGUCAUGCUCAAGACUGCCAUCUUGGAUCUUGCCGAUAACAUAGUCAGUGGCCACUUCAAGGCUAUCUUGGAUGCUCCAACCUUGAGAGUGUUGCUUUUGGCCAUGUUUCAGUUCAAGAUGUACCCAGAGAUGAUUUCGCUCUGGGAAGCCGGAGUCAACGAUGACGAGGUCAGUGCCAUCUACUUGAAGCAGACUAUUUUGUCGGUGAUUUUGCCUGUCACCUACGAUGAGAAGCGUUUUGACUACGAACAGGUGUUGCAGAUCUACGAGUUGAACACUAAGGAUACCCCUACUGUCAACUUCGAGCUUUUGGGAACCAUGGGCAAGAUCGCCAUCCGUGCCGGCGACUACACCAGAGGUCUUGAUUGUUUGGAGACGCUUUUGCACGUUUAUGAGCUGAAUGCCAAGGCCAACCGCAAGUUGGUGUUGAGAUCUUUAUCAGAGUUGCACUUGACCUUCAUUGGCUCGUGCAAGGACAUCAACAUCGCCCGCCACUUCUUCGACAAGGUUGUGGAGGGAGAUUUGCCCUACCAGGUGUUGCUCAAGGCUCCACACGUCCAGUCUCUUUUGGAGAACUGUGUGGAGGUCGAUGAGCCUGUUGACACCAUCUUGUACUUCUGGAAGGCAACUGUUGGCCACUACAAUGCCGAGCAGAGCGACAAGUCCAACUUGAACUCGCGUUAUGCUAUCUUGAACAACUCGUUCUUCUCUGUAUUCUUCCGUCUGUAUCCACACUUGACCCAAGAGUCUUAUGCCAAGUUGAAGGAAGUUAUUGCUAUUUACGCCACCAUCAAGCCUAUUGACGAGUUUUUCCUUAAUACAGUGAUUAGCAACUACACCUGGAACGACAAGGUUGUGUUUGAGCAGUUGAUCGAGAAUUACUCGAUUCAUAAUGUGGCUAGAUCGCCAGUGUCAUACCGUGUGAUUUUGAAGAAGAUUGGAGAUAUCCAAGAGUUUGAUAAUGCUGAGAUCUUAGCUCGCUGGAACGAAUCCCUUGCACAUUUGGAUGCAAGCAACUACACAUACAUUCCUAUUGCCGACUGGGCUGCCUUACGUGAUGCCACCAUUAUGUCUCCAUUCAGAGAUCAGAGAGAGCAAUUUUAUUUGAAGGUCUUAGAUGCUUACAAGAACUACCACCAGGACGAGAGAGCAUGUCUCAGAUUUGCCAAGUACUGGUUGAAUAGAAGCGACUACAUCGAGCAGGUGUCGCGUGUGUCGUUGGAGGAGAAGCCGCAGUUCAACUCUGAUAUGGAAGUGACGAUUCCCUCGUUCAGAAAGUUGAGACAGAAUGUCGACUACAAGAAGGUGACGCAGCCCAUGUUCAGACCAAGAAGAACAUAG